Molecule: messenger RNA, 7548 nt
Organism: Rhineura floridana
Lineage: Eukaryota; Metazoa; Chordata; Lepidosauria; Squamata; Rhineuridae
Gene: MAN1A1
Product: mannosidase alpha class 1A member 1
Exons: 12
Coding region: 643-2631 (662 amino acids)
Biological process (GO): N-glycan processing; carbohydrate metabolic process
Cellular component (GO): Golgi membrane; extracellular exosome; endoplasmic reticulum
Molecular function (GO): mannosyl-oligosaccharide 1,2-alpha-mannosidase activity; calcium ion binding
Source: RefSeq, a predicted model, not a curated record
CCCCUUCUCCCCUCUAGUCUCUCCACACUACUGAGGCUGCCUCAGUUCCGCACUCCGUGGUUGAGUAAGCAGUUCUUCUUUGCUUGGGAGUGCCGGGUGCCGCCUCCUCCUCCGAGGGGAGGGAGAGAGCGAGAGCGAAGUGUCAUCAUUCCUAUGAAUUGGCUGGGCGGCUAUAGCGAUAACUGCAGCCCCAGUUCUUAUUUCUCUCACCGAAUACCUGACAGCAAGCAGCAGCUUCGUCCUCUUCAAAUGGGUAGCGGUAGGAGCAGUAGUUUCAGCGGAGGGGGCAGAAGCUGACAGAGUCGGUGACCGUAACGUCCCUUCUCAGUCAACUGCCGCCGCCGCCGCCGCCGCCCUCAAGCGAGGAGAAAACUCGCACCGACGGAGAGCCCGGCUGGGGCAGGCAGAGGAGGAGGCAGAGACUCUCAGCCGAGAAAACUUCCCGUCGCUGAAGAGAACGAGAAAAGUUGCCGCCCCCGUUGACCGAGUAGGUCAGGAAGCGCGGGCUGCUCCCACUGCCGACCCGCUCUGGCUGUGUGGGCGGCUGUGGCUGCUGCUGCUGAGGAGCAUUUCUGACGGCGGGCUGUUACCCCGGGGCCGUCGCCGGCCUGUAGGGGGCGCUGACCACCGGAGCGGUACGCCAUGCCCGCUGUCAGCCUGUUGCCACUCUUCGGCAGCCCUGCUGGUCCGGGCGCUUUGGGCGGCCCUUUAGGCGGGGGGCCCUUGGGCGGCCCCGGAGGUAGGAAAGUCCCCGGCCCCAGCGGUGCAUUCCGCCUUACGGAGAAGUUCGUGCUGCUGCUGGUGUUCAGCGCCUUUAUCACGCUUUGCUUCGGAGCCAUUUUCUUCCUACCGGACUCCCCCAAGCUCCUCAGCGGCGUCUUCUUUCACUCGAGCACUCUCCAGCAACCGCCGCCACCCCCGGCGCAGGGGGAUCCGCGGCCGCCGCAGCCACCCGGAGCGGGGAGUAGCAGCACUUAUGGGGCCGGGGGCGCUGCGGUUGUCGCCGCAGGGGAAGCCGCGGAGAACUUGGCCAAGAUCCGCGAGGACCACGAGCGUGCUUUGCGGGAGGCUAAAGAAACCCUGCAGAAGCUGCCGGAGGAGAUCCACAGGGACAUUCAUCAGGACAAGGCGAAGUUUCUACUCCAAGACAAGUUGGGCAGGAGAGAAGCGGGGGCUGUCGGGUUGCCUGACUUGCCGUUCCGUAAACGCAUCGGAGCCACGGGAGCAGAACCGGCCGACCCCGUCAUCCGGCAGAAAAGAGAGAAGAUCAAAGAGAUGAUGAAACAUGCUUGGGAUAAUUAUAAACAUUACGCAUGGGGAUUAAAUGAACUGAAACCCAUAUCGAAACAAGGACACUCAAGUAAUUUAUUUGGUAAUAUUCAAGGAGCAACCAUUGUCGAUGCCUUGGAUACACUGUAUAUCAUGGAAAUGAAAGAUGAAUUCAAAGAAGCCAAAGAAUGGGUAGAGAAAAAUCUAGAUUUCAAUGUGAAUGCAGAAGUCUCUGUUUUUGAAGUGAAUAUUCGUUUUGUUGGUGGGUUGCUGUCAGCAUACUACCUUACUGGAGAAGAGAUAUUUCGAAAGAAAGCAGUGGAACUAGGAGAGAAGUUGCUUCCAGCCUUUAACACUCCCACAGGAAUUCCUUGGGCAUUGUUAAAUAUCAAAAGUGGCAUUGGUCGCAACUGGCCCUGGGCUUCAGGAGGAAGCAGUAUUUUGGCAGAAUUUGGAACUCUGCAUUUGGAGUUUAUACAUCUGAGUCACUUGUCUGGAAAUCCAGUGUUUGCUGAAAAGGUUAUGAACAUUCGAAAAGUUUUAAAUCGGUUGGAUAAACCAGAAGGUCUUUAUCCUAAUUAUCUGAAUCCUAGUAGUGGCCAGUGGGGUCAACAUCAUGUGUCCAUUGGAGGGCUUGGAGACAGCUUUUAUGAAUAUUUGCUUAAGGCAUGGCUAAUGUCAGAUAAGACGGAUGAAGAAGGCAUGCAAAUGUAUUAUGAUGCUGUUCAGUCCAUGGAAACCCAUCUGAUCAGGAAAUCUAGCACUGGUUUGAUGUACAUUGCUGAGUGGAAGGGUGGCCUGCUUGAACACAAAAUGGGCCAUCUCACUUGUUUUGCUGGAGGGAUGUUUGUUCUGGGAGCAGAUGGAGCACCUGCUGAUAAAACUGGACGCCACAUAGAACUUGGAGCUGAAAUUGCCCGCACAUGCCAUGAGUCUUACGAUCGUACUAGCAUGAAGCUGGGACCAGAAGCCUUCAGGUUUGAUGGUGGAGUUGAGGCAAUUGCUACCAGACAGAAUGAAAAAUACUACAUCUUGCGGCCUGAAGUUAUUGAAACUUACAUGUAUAUGUGGAGAUUCACUCAUGAUCCAAAGUACCAGCAGUGGGGCUGGGAAGCUGUAGAGGCAUUGGAAAAAUACUGCAGAGUCGAUGGAGGUUAUUCUGGCAUUAGAGAUGUUUACAGCAACCAUCAAACCCAUGAUGAUGUGCAACAGAGUUUCUUCCUUUCAGAAACACUCAAGUACCUAUAUUUAUUAUUCUCUGAAGACGAUCUUCUUCCAUUUGAACACUGGGUCUUUAACACUGAGGCACACCCUCUACCUGUUCUGACAAGAGAAGAAAGGGGGGAAAGCAAAAACAAAUAAAAUAGUGCUGAGUUUUGUUUGGGGCACAUGAUGUCUUACUAAAAUUCCAGAGUCAUCAUUUUUUAGUUUUGAACCAAUUUUUGCAGUCCCGUGUCUCCCGUACCAUAUUUAUCAAGGGACCUAAAGUAAAUAAUUAUAAUUAAUCUAAUUUAUAUUUUGACAGGAAUUGUAACUUGUCAUCUCUAUAUUGUGUUAGGCUACAGUGUGUAUCUGGCCAAACAGAAUACCGAGGUCAGCAUGUUAGUUGUUUUCUCUUUUGUUUUUGACUGCAAAAUUAUUUCCUCCUCUGUGAGGAGAUGUCUGCUUUAAGCUGUAAUACUUUGCUGUGUUGCAAAAAGCCAUAAAGAAUUAAGUAUGAAGAGCUUUUUUAAAUCUGUGUUAACAUGGUUUGUCUGAUCACUAGAGACAAAUCUAACUGUGACAGCCUCUUCUUAUGCGGGUCUAUCUUUAAUUGGUAAUUUGAAUACUUCAGAAGGUGUUCUGUUCAUAAGAAUGUUUUCAUCUCAUCUGUGUGCACUAUUAUGUUGAACUGUAGCUGGUCUUGAAAGGCAAAGCUUAGAUGUUGAAACCCUGUUCUAAUAUAAUUUUAGAACAUAACUGCAAAUCAGCCUAACCACAAGAAAAUUUAAUACCCACUUUUUUCUGUUCCUGUAUUUAGUUUCACAAGCAGUCGCCAAAUCAAGAGCAUAGAAGCUGCCAUGUGAACUUACCCUUACCUAAAACAAUUUGAGACUGCAGUUCUCAUAACCUUCUGCUAGUGCAAAUGGAGUUUCAGCAUGAUUUGCAUCUGAAGGCACAAUCUGGUUUCUUGUGAAACUUGUAAUAUGUUAUGAGAUAUGGUUUGAUCUGAGAAAUCCUUUGUGUUAAGCCAUAUUCUGUUUAGAGAUUGGGACAGGCUAGUGUUGCAAAGCUAUCAAUGGCUACUAGCCAUGAUUUCCGAAUACCAGUUGCUGGAAACUACAGAGGGGAGUUGCACUCUGAUCUUGCUGGUAGGGUUCCCAUAGGCAUCUAGUUGGCCACUGUGGAAACAGGAUGCUGGACUAGAUGGACCACUGGCCUGAUCCCACAGGCUCUUCUUAUAUUCUUGAGUCUGUUUAUUGCCAUUUCAAACAUUCCAUUUAGCACUGUGUGACACUUGGUGGAUACCAGGAACAAUACUGUGGAAAUAGGAUGAAAAGUCACCAUGUUUUAGAAAUUUAUAUUUCAACUUUCAUUUACUUUUGAGAGAUGGAAACAAACCACUAUUGCUUUAAAUGGUUCACUUUUAAAAAGAAAAGAUACCACCUCUCUGCCACAUUAAUCAAAGUGAUAUAAAUUGCAAGUUGGUUGAUUUGAUAUAGCCCAGUUUUGUCAGUAACUGUGUUUAAUAGACUAAUCAAAGGACAAAACAGCACAGCUUUUUCCUGUUUACCAAUUGGGGUGCCUCUCUGAGCGGAAUGGUUUUUAAUGAGUGAUUAAUAUCCUACAUUAACAGUUACUUUGGAAUGAUUUAACAGCUGUGUACUAAGCAAAAUGGAAACUGCAACAGGUCAACACUAUUCUGCUUAUCCAUCACAAACCUAUUUAUGCUUUAAACUGUGAAAACCAUAGGUUUGAGCAAACAUAGAUGACUUAAUGGUAGCUGAAAGACGUUUUGGAAUGGUGCAUAAAAUGAGUGAUCCCCACACAGACAAAACCUGGUCAUAGUAAUCUGCAUCAGUUUCUGUGCUGAGGAACAGCUGUGUACAAUGUUACAUCUCAUUACAGUAUGUUUUCCUAGGGCUCUUUCAUGUUGCAGCAUUGCCACAGCAUCAGGAAUCCACUUGUGAAGACCAUGGGACAUGACAUUGUUCUGUUGCUCAAGAGUAGGCCAUAGGAAUGAAAUAUCUUAUAUUUUGAGCUAGAAGUCAGUAUAGUGAGAGCACACAAGCAAUAACACCCCCCAAGUUUGUUUGCUUCUUUUUUCUGUGCCUCUCUAUGCCACAUUCAUUUUGUACCUAACCCACCCAUCCCAAAUUUUAAAAAGCUAAUCUGAGGGAUCAGGCAUGGCAGAAUCAUUUGAGGAGCUGGCAUGCAUGCAUCUUUGGAUCAUAGCCAUAAUGAAUUAUUUGGCUAGCAAAUUAAUGCUACUUGUACUAAAAGAGUAACUUGAUUAUUGUUCAGAUUGUUGUUCAAAUAACGGUAUGGUGUUGGCGUGUAGCUCAUUUUAACCAUCACAAAAACCAGUAUAAUAUAAUCAUGCAAAUACAGGCAUUUUUUUCUUAUUUAACUAGAAUUGGUGUCAGUUUCUGGUUCAGGACUUCUAACAUCCUUAUAAUCCAGAAAAUCAGUUAGUCAAAUUAAAAGAAGCCUUUAUAUGUUGGGCUCUUGUGCUGUGUCCAUGCGUGCUUAAUUCUUUACACAUCUAUGUACCUUCAUGUUAUAAAUUUUUAUUUGAAAGCCUGAUGUACAGAAAAUCAAUAUAUUGAUAAAUCUAAAAAAACUUUCACUAUCUCUUUCUGUGAUGAGAAUUUCUUCAUAUUUUAUCCAAAUCUAUUUUCCAUUUGAGGGCAUUAGGGAAAAAACAGUGUCAGAUUUAUGUCUAGCUCAUCACAUCUAUAGGUGUGGCUGACAGUCAAACUAUAAUUCAAUUUAAUCUCUUUUUCAUAAGUAACCCUUAACUAGCUUAGUUACUUGCACUUGGGCAAUAUCAUUUUAACUGCUUGCAGGCUACAAUGUGUUUUUCAAACUACAAAACAUCUGUUGUACCACAAGAAGCACUACUGUGUGUAUAUUCAGAGUCUAAUCACAGAAUGAAAUUAAAUGCCCUAAACAAUUGAGCAAAUAAAGGUGACUUCUGCAAUACACAAAUGAGGACAAGGUCAAAAUAAUACACCGCUGUAUCAGUUUUCUUUUCUGGUAACUCAAUGAUGUAAACAUGUUUGUACUGAUUAGCAGACCUCACUCUUCAAAACUUAAAAUAGGAAACACAAAUAUAAGACAGCAAUUAAAUGUAGGGCAGCAAAUAUGUAAUGCUAAUGUAAAACACAUUUUAGAAUAUUGGUUUACUAAACUUAAGUUACAGCUUCAAUUUGAAGAACCACUCUUACUUUCUUUGGAAUCUACUGCUUAGUAGGAAUCCAUCAUGUCAUCAGCUUUCCACCACAGAUGCAUAGCAAGAUGGCAUGAAAUACCUGUUUGUGAUACUAUAUGAGGAAUAAACCUGGGAAUCAAAAGGGCAGGAAUUUUCCCAAGACUGAGCCAAUAGAAAUGGCAAUGAUCUUUGAUUACUUAGGAGGUUGUCAGUUCUCUAAUAUGUCUUUUGACAAGUCCUCCCAGUGUAGAUUUUAGAGGCUGUCUUGUAGUAUCACCAAGCCCUUUUUGUACCUGUUUUUGUCAUUUGUUGCUUCUCUUCUUCAUGCAUAAACCUGCAACAUUUUGUUUUAAAAAAUAGUGUGUGUGUGUGUGUGUGUGUGUGAGAGAGAGAGAGAGAGAGAUGAUCCACUUUGUUUAGCAAAGAAAACAAUUGUCCUGAUUUUUAAAGUUCACAAUCCACAGAAUUAUUUUCCAUUCAUUUAAUAGGCUUCCAGAUAUUCCAAGAAACUGUAUCACUGGAGUUAAGUAGUCUUCAUAGAAUUUCUGUUUAGCGACUCAGCUAUUGAAAAUUGUCAUGCAUAAAAGCGUCUACUGUCUAGUUAAGCAAACCUCAGUAAAUCCUGUAGGCCCCCCCCAUAUACUAUUCAGUUCAACCCCAUAUCCUAGGGCAUGAUACUUCACACGGCAAGUAUCCUGUUCCUCAAAAAUGUGUUGACAAGCCUUUAAAAGAUAAUUGUUUACCCCACACUCUUUAAUGGUAGUGCUGGAUUUCUGGUUCAGGUACAGUUAACAGCUUUUAUUGCCUAAUGUGCAAAUUUCUCCACUCUUUGUUGCCAAUCUUUGUUACCAAUCUUCCAGUGUGUGUCCCAUCAAGCCCAACUGUUGCCAUUUGGGGGAACCUGGCCCAACUUGUGAAAUAGUUGCUAUGCUUCUGUGACACUUUUUUUCCUCUCAGUAACUAUAAAUGGAAUUGAAAUACAAGCUUAUAAAUGCAACCCAAAUUGUUCUGGGUAGCUAUCUUUUCCUCUUGGAGGCAAUUUAGUAAUUAUUAAACCAGGUAUAUUUUCCUUAAAGUAAUUGACACAAGUGUCUAGAUCAGUUUCAUAUUUCUUUUUAUUUGACGUUAUGACUAUGGUCAUUUUUUCAUGAGUCUUAUUAUUUGAAAGAGCACAACGUUUCUAUGGUUCUAUAACAUACAGUAAUCAGGUUGUAUGUACAAGCUGCACUAUAAUGUACCUUUUUGUAAAGUGAUGUAAGUAGACAAGAAGAUUGUAUACCCUGUAGAACUGCAAAGUGUAAGAGAAACAUGUUUUUAUAUCUUCAAAAGCAGUAAUUUAUGUAACACAAAAACACCAAAGUAUAAAACUUCAGAGGGAUCACCAUUUAAAAAGUUGUACCUACAGUCCUGAAAUUAUUUACAGUGGUGUAAAUAGCUUCAGAAUUAAGUUUUAGUAUUUACUAGAAAUGGUCACACAAGCAAGCUUGAAAUAACACUGUUUACGUUCAAUAGGAGUAACUAUGGGUGACUGAGCAAAUGUUGACCACUGUAUAUGUAAUUUUAAGGCAAAUUUUAGGGGUUUUUUUUAAGUGUCUCUUCCUGUUUCAACAGUGUCUGAAAUUUCCAUUGCUCUUUAGCAUAUCGCAGUGCAGUUUAAAUAUAUAUUAAAUCCUGGAAAUUGCUAAGUUAAAUGCCUUGUGUAUUUAUAUGAUAGCUCUAUGAUCCUCAAUGACAUCUUGUUGAUUUAGUAAACUUAUGUGGUCAUUUUGUGUAUUAAAAUGUUUUUUUUAUUUCUGCAUACCUCACUUAGUUUUUUCCACCUUUAUAUAAAUCUCUGAAGUUAUAAUACAGGAAAAUGCUUACUU